Molecule: messenger RNA, 1285 nt
Organism: Nerophis lumbriciformis (worm pipefish)
Lineage: Eukaryota; Metazoa; Chordata; Actinopteri; Syngnathiformes; Syngnathidae
Gene: ndufa9a
Product: NADH:ubiquinone oxidoreductase subunit A9a
Cellular component (GO): mitochondrion
Molecular function (GO): protein-containing complex binding
Source: RefSeq, a predicted model, not a curated record
UCCGUAUUCGCGAAUUUCCUACUUUGGUCCUUACUAGAUGCCGUAGACGGAAAGAUGGCGACCCUUGCGCUGGUUAGCCGUCCUGCGAGUGUCCUUCCGAAGGUUUCUAAGGGUUGCUGUCCCCCCGCUGUGCUGUCGGUUUCCUCCGUCGUCCCAGUUCACCAGAGGAAGCUGCACCAUGCUGUCAUCCCCAAAGGAAAGGGAGGUCGCUCGUCUUCCAGCGGCAUAGCGGCCACUGUGUUCGGUGCUACAGGCUUCCUGGGGCGAUAUGUGGUCAAUCGGCUGGGUCGGGUUGGCUCUCAGAUCAUAGUGCCUCACCGCUGUGAUCAGUAUGACACCAUGUAUUUCAAGCCUAUGGGGGACCUGGGACAAAUCAUUUUGAUGGAGUGGGAUGCCCGGGACAAAGACUCCAUCAGAAGAGCUUUGGAGAACUCCAACGUGGUCAUCAACCUUGUGGGCAAAGAAUGGGAAACAAGCAACUACCGCUUUGAGGAUGUGUUUGUGAGCAUCCCUCAGCAAAUUGCCAAGGCAACCAGAGAGGCCGGCAUCACUAAGUUCAUCCACAUGUCUCACCUCAACGCUGACAUACGCAGCUCGUCCAAAUACCUCAGGAACAAGGCGGUGGGAGAGAAUGCAGUGAGAGAUGAAUUUCCCGACGCCAUCAUCAUGAAGCCGUCAGAGAUGUUUGGGAGGGAGGACAGGUUUUUCAACUACUACGCAAAUAUGCGUUGGUUCGGCAACGCCAUCCCACUCAUGAACCUCGGGAAGAAAACGGUCAAGCAGCCUAUUCAUGUGGUGGAUGUGGCGAAGGCCAUCAUAAGCGCUGCCAGAGACCCAGAGGCCAAUGGAAAGACAUACGCUCUAGCUGGUCCCAACCGGUACCUUCUCCAUGACCUGGUGGAGUACAUCUACGGUGUGGCUCACAGGCGUUUUACACCCUACCCACUGCCCCGCCCACUCUUUCAGCUGGCUGCUAAGUUUUUCGCAAUGAACCCAUUUGAACCUUGGACAACCCAAGAUAAAGUAGAAAGGUUUCACAUAACCGAUAUGAAGUACCCAGGACUCCCCGGUCUGGAGGAUCUCGGGAUCACUCCUUCCACGGUAGAACAAAAGGCUAUUGAGAUUCUGCGUCGCCAUCGUAAAUCCCGUUACAUGGAAACCGAGCUGGACGCAACAAAGCCUGCCAAGACUGUCAACUUCUAAAGUGUUGAAUCAGUGUCCCAACAUUACUUUGACAAGCCUUGUCUUUAAAUUCUGUAUGUAAAUAAAACAACAUCCUAUCCUU